AUGAAGAGGGAGGCGUCCUCUCUGAAGAGGGAAAUAAAGUCUCUUGAAUCAAAAAUAAAAAAACUGGAGGAUCAGGCCGAGGUUGCCACUAAAGCCCAAACUUUAGCUCUUGAGAAGGCCGAAUCCGCUGAGGCCGUUAAAAAAGUUGCUGAAGCUGAGAAAAGAGAGACCGAGGCUAAGAGGGCCCAAGCGGAGAAAGAACUCCAGCAAGCUCUGGCCACCAAGGAGGCCGAAAAGCUUGAUCUCCCUGUUGACUCGCCCCUUCGGAAUGCUGAUGCCAUCCCCUUACCAUUUCCUCCUCCAAGUCAGGCUGAAAACGAAUCAGAGACUGAGGCCGAUGUCGAGGAUGAGGAUGGAGAAAAAAAUGAAGAUGAAGCCUUGGUGAGGAGACCCAAGGAUGCUGUUGAAGCCAAGUCCCUUCCUCCUACUGAGCAAGUUAUGGAUCUAACCCUGGAUGAGGAGGGUGAUGAGGUUGGGGAGGCGCCUAAGGAGAUUGCCAUCGGGCAACUAUCAUCCGACCUUCUUUUGGCCGAAAGAAAUGUGGAUAAUACGCUGGCUGAGAUUGAUGCUGAGAUUGAAGCAGAAAGGGUUGCCGAGGAGGUUCCACCAGAAUCGUCCGAGGUCCCAGUCCCUGUAGCUGCUGAUACUGAAGAGUCUUGA
This is a messenger RNA of Camellia sinensis, 660 nucleotides long. The record is from RefSeq and is a predicted model, not a curated record. NCBI's taxonomy places the organism in Eukaryota, Viridiplantae, Streptophyta, Magnoliopsida, Ericales, Theaceae.